AUAGAAAUAGCAUUUCUAUUUUAAAGGGAUGACAACAUGUAUUUUAGGGAAAAUACCGACUGGCAUUAUAUGUAAUCGGAAAAUGUAGUCCUAACUAUAUACACUCAUUCCUAUUUCUCGUUCUUAAUCACACUAAUUUUCUUUUUUCAUUUUAAUCUUGAUUUUCUUACUGACUAGCACUUUCCAGUAAUACAAUCUUUGUUCUAGAAAUUACCUCAUAUGGCCGGAGUAAUACACCCUUAUGUGGUGAAGAAAUCCUCAAAAUGCUAAAUACGAUACUAAUAAAAUUGUUAAAAUUCUCAUUUUCUUAUGCUGGGAAUACACAUUCAAAAUAAAUUAAAAACUUCGCUUCUCUGAUAUUCACAUCUGAAAAAGUUCCUAAAUUUUAUACCAGUUGACUUUGCUGGCGUCAUUAUGCAUCUUUCAAUGAAUCCAUAUUAAUGAGGUCAAGAUUAGUGAUCACUUGUAUCCAUUGUGUUGAAAAAUGAUUGACCCCUGACAUUUAUGAUUCUAGCCAAUCUUCAUGCGAUAAAUCGUACGUGAUUACCUAAUUUAUAUAAUAGCUUAUCACUGAACUUGAUUUUUUUUUAUUUCCCUGGCCAUAAACAUACAUCAAUAUUAAUAAGUUUCAACUUCCAAUGAUAACAUUUUUUUUCAAACGCCUCCUCCUCUUUCGUUUAAUUAUCCGCUUCUUUCCCUCGUCCUUCAGUGAAUAGUUUGACAUUAUUCAAUUAAUUCCAUGCGAUUCCGUUAAUCUCGUCUACAAUACGUCUCCAAUGACAACCAAUGUGCGAUAGAUUCGAACCCUCAUUUGAUCGAAACAUGAGGUUCAUGUUUGGACCCCUCAGAAUCAACCAUUGAAGUACAAAGUUUAAUCACGCAGUCCUCUAAAAGUGCCGACUUUUUUUAAAAAAUCAAUUAGUUAUUCCGUUGACAUUAUUAAAUAAGAUCAAGUGGUUGAUUAAAAAAAUAAUCGCACCCUUUUACUGAAUUAUUCUCUGAGUAUAUCUUUAUCGAUCCCUCAGUUCUCAGUUCCCCCUUAUUUUCUGCCAGGUAUGACGUGCAUUUUGACGAAGCAUUUUGGGUACGUGUUCUACCUGUCAGACCUGAUGUCUAAUGCAACUUUACUUUACGCGCUAUUUUACCCCUUUAUCCAUUUCUGGAAGAAAAGUUUCAGCGUAAUGGUGAUGAGCAAUUUUUUUGUCAAACCCAAACUUUUUCUAGGGGAUCAUUAUUUUUUCUAUUUCCGGCAAAACGGGUGCAUAAGUUAUUUCUAUCACGUGGAAGGGGGAGGUGUAGAGUGGGGUCACAUCGAUCCAGGAGUACCGAGGAAGCUGACGAUCGCAUCGAGCAAUUUCCGUUAGUCACAUAAAAAUUGAAGAAGUGACGGGUGGGGAAGUCCUUGGAAAAUGAAAUUUUGGGAUCAGUAUUACUAUCGGUGCAUGAAGUUUAUGUCUCACACACUAGGUGUGUGGCCCUAUCAGACGAAUAAAGAAGCUUUCUUUUACCGCUGCCUAGCUGCAGCAGGCUUUUUCGGUACAGUUACACCUCAGCUUCUAGCACUGCGGAACUAUAUCGAUGAUAUGCCUGUCGUUAUAGAAUCACUCAGUGUUUUUUUAAUUGAUCUGACAUUCGUAUGUGAUGCUAUUACUUAUUUUGUGAAUUGGGACAGGAUGAAAGCGAUUUUGGACAAAUUGAGAGAAAAUUGGGAAACUUUCCCAGAGCAAAAUGGUCGGCAAGUACUUCAUAAGUACUCCAUGCAAGGACAAACGUUGGCUGUUGCAUAUUCAGCUGGAUGCCUAACAACUGGAUUGGUUUUCACCUCAAAAUCAUUGCAACUAAAGUUGAUCUAUAAGCUCUUCAAUGUGAACGCUACUAUCCCCCCAUUUUACAUGCCACUGGAAUAUCCUUACAUCGAUGUUGACAAGUACUAUUACGUUAUCACAGUGACUAUUGCAAUGUCCAUCGUCAUCCUGAUAAUGAUGAUAAUCUCCUACGAUUUAUUUUUCUUCCUCUGCGCGCAACAUGUUUGUGGCUUGUUCGCUGCAGCGGGAUGUUAUCUGCAACAAACGCCAGAGAAUGACGGCGCAUACAAUCACCUCCGGACCUUCAUUCAAAUACAUAAUCGCGCAAUUGAAUUUACAAAACUACUGGACAGUACAUUUCUCUGGAAUAAUAUGGUUCUACUGGGAGUAUCGGCUAUUAAUAUUAGCAUAAUUGGAUUGCAGACGGCCCGCCAUUUGGAUAGAAUUGGAGAGAGUAUACAAUACGGCCUUUACGUCUUUACCGUCUUAUCACGCUUCUUCGUCAUAUGUUUCUUCGCUCAGAGAGUGAUGGAUCACAGCCGCAGCAUCCAGACCAGUUUAACAAAUCUCCAGUGGUAUAACAUUCCAAUAAAAUCGCAUAUUUUAAUACAACUUGCCAUACUCAGAAGUCAAACAUCCAGUACAUUGGGAGCAGGCAAAACUCUGGUUCUCUCCCUGGAAUUAUUUGUUACGGCCACGAAAGCUUCAGCGUCAUAUUUCACGGUCCUUCUAGCCAUGCAGUAAAGUUAGACUGAUAUUCACAACAGAAAAAUUCUAGCUGUUCUGUAAUAAGUGCUGUUAGUGUAAAUGAUUUCUAAUAGACGACUCGGUGGUAUUCGCAAUUAAAAAUAGCCUACUGCCGUUGCAAUCUCGUUCAACAGAUCCUCUCGUACGAAAACCAGAUGUUUGAAUGAAUGAAACAUAUUCUUGAAUUUUUUUAAUGAGAAAAAAUGUCAAGGGACGCAUUUGACAGUCGUUUGUUGUUAUCAGGAAUUGUAGCUUCAAUGAGUAAUAGGACAGUUCACCACCCAAGGUUUUCAUCCUGGGACUGAUCAUCCUAGAGAUUUCAUCCUCCCGUUUCAUCCUCGAUGUUCCACCCAAGACAGUUUACUCGUAUAUCAUCACAUUAUAUACUCUAAGAAUCACUUUUUACUAGAUUUAAAGUAACGAUUUCAAAACUUUGAAAAUUAUCAGUUUCAUUUCAUUUAAAGUAACUUUUUUUAAAUUUUCAUAUUCCAAGUGCCAUCACUGGAAUUUUUUCUAGAUAUCACUUUGCACCUCGUCCUCAAUUGUACUGGGAGAGGAAUAUUCAAUACAAAAUUACGCAUCUUACGGGGUGAAGGGUUGUUGAAGGGGGUUGAAGGGUUGUAUUUUCCUUGAAAUUUCUGUAAUUUUUAUAUAAUUUUCUGUAAAUGAUUAUCAUAUUAUCACUUGAAAUUUUCCAGUCAAUUUCGUAAUCUGUGCGUGAACCCCGUAAUUUUCCGUGAUUUUUACCGCACUGAGAGAAAAAUAUGGUAAAUUUAAUCAAAUAUAUCUUGUUCAGUGCAUAUUCGUUCGUAUAAAAACAGAAUCCUAUUGAUUCAACGUUUUAAGUCGUCGUUUUCACAGGGGAUUCCCAAUAGACCGUAGAUAAUGAAAUAUUCCAUUAAAAAUGGACGACUAUUUCAUUAAAAAUAUUUUAUUACAUACGAUUCCAUUGAUAUCAUCUACAGUAAGUUUUUAGAAGAACGAAAGGCGCGAUACCUUCAAAUUAAUAUUAAAAUUCGAUUAAAUAUUCAGGGAAUCGAACCAAUAUACGAUAGAUUCGAACCCUUAUUUGAUCGAAGCAUGAGUUCAUGUCUUGAAGUCUCAGAAUCAACAAUUGAGGCAUAAAAUUUAAUCAAUCACUUCUAAAAGUGCCGAUAUAUUCCCUUAUAUCGAUUAAUCAUUACCUUCGCACUAUCGAACACAACCGAGUGGUUGACCAAAAAAUAAUCCUUCUGUAUUACUAAAUUUGUCUCUCAGUCUGAAUAUUCCUGUCCAUCUAACCCCACUUGAACUACUUUACCUCCCUUUACUAAUUGGAUAGUAAAAAAAUAUUUCUAAUGGUAUCUAAAGUCGAGUUCAGUAUCUUGGCUCGACAUCAAUCCACUAUUACGACAAGGUCCAUGUAUACCACGCCUUCGUUGCUGACGUAGUAGGCAUAUCUGGAAAGUAUCCAUGGCAACCCCCUGAGCGA
This is a messenger RNA of Diachasmimorpha longicaudata, 4023 nucleotides long. RefSeq names its product odorant receptor Or2-like. Gene Ontology annotation, molecular function: odorant binding; olfactory receptor activity. Gene Ontology annotation, cellular component: plasma membrane. The coding region runs from base 1410 to 2549 and encodes 379 amino acids. NCBI's taxonomy places the organism in Eukaryota, Metazoa, Arthropoda, Insecta, Hymenoptera, Braconidae. The record is from RefSeq and is a predicted model, not a curated record. The transcript has 9 exons. Gene Ontology annotation, biological process: detection of chemical stimulus involved in sensory perception of smell; sensory perception of smell.